Messenger RNA from Aphanomyces astaci, 3885 nucleotides. RefSeq lists its product as hypothetical. Bases 52 to 3846 code for a protein of 1264 amino acids. Gene Ontology annotation, molecular function: magnesium ion binding; ATP binding; ATPase-coupled intramembrane lipid carrier activity. The record is from RefSeq and is a predicted model, not a curated record. Gene Ontology annotation, biological process: phospholipid translocation. The transcript has 13 exons. Lineage: Eukaryota; Oomycota; Saprolegniomycetes; Saprolegniales; Verrucalvaceae. Gene Ontology annotation, cellular component: plasma membrane.
CGUUGAUUGGCUGGUCGAUGGUUUUUACUGACACCUCGACACCACCUGCACAUGAAGAUGGGCGAAGCGUAUCGAGAAGUGGCCACGAGCCCCAAGCCACCGCCUGGCAGCACGUUCAUCGGCUCGGAGACGUCGUUGCUCUCGAAUAGCUUCCGCCACCUGUGGCUGAAUCCUCGCUCCACCGAAACCCACGGCCCGUUUUGCACGAACGUGGUCGUCACAUCCAAGUAUACCAAGUGGUCGUUCUUGCCCAAGUUUACCGUCGAGAGCUUUGCCAAGCUGGCGAAUGCGUACUUUUUGCUCGUAUCCAUCCUGCAGUGCAUUCCUGCGAUCACCAACACUGGCUGGCCAUCGACGCUGCCCGUGCUCAUGUUCAUCUUGACAGUGGACGGCACUCUGGCGAUCAUCGAAGACCGCCGAAGGCACUUAGCAGACGACGAAGCCAACUCGGCGUCGUGUCGCGUCGUGUUCAAUGGCAACCUCGUGGCGAUGCCCUGGUCUGCGCUUCAAGUAGGCCACAUCGUCAAGCUGGACAACCGCGGCACCGCGCCCGCCGACUUGUUGAUUUUGGCCGUGCAUGAAGUGGACGUGGAGCACAAGGCUGGUAUUUGCUACGUCGAAACCAAGUCGUUGGAUGGCGAAACCAACUUGAAACUUCGACAAGCGAUGGAAAGCACUAUGCACGCGCAGGAUGAAGUCGAAGUGUCAGCGCUGCACGGUCGGGUCGAGUGCGAACAGCCCAACAAAGCCAUCAACCGCUUUGCCGGGUCAUUCUUUACCGACCAACCUAAUGGAUCUAUCGCGAACCAUCCUAUUUCGAUCCAAAAUAUCGUUUUGCGCGGAUGCCAACUCCGCAACACCGAGUGGAUGUACGGGCUCGUGCUCAACACUGGCCCCGACACGAAGAUCAUGCAGUCGUUUGCCAAGCCUGAAACCAAAUGGAGUUCCAUCAACGAUCACGUCAACGUGAUGAUCAAGUGGCUUCUGGCUAUGCUGUUAUCUCUGUGUGUGUGUGCAGCAUCGGCCCAAGUGUACUGGGACUACCGCUUCUCCACCCACACUUGCGCCAAAUUGAACGCGUGCUACCUGUCCCUACCUCGGCACACUCCGUUUUAUCGAUGGCUCGUGGCGUGCGGUCAGUACUUUUUGCUCCUCUACCAAAUGAUCCCAGUGUCGCUUUACGUGACUAUCUCGACGGUCAUGCUAAUCCAAGCCAUGUUGAUGGCGUUGGACCUGGACAUGUACUACGACGUCCUUGACUCACGCAUGAUUGUGCGAACGAUGGCGCUGAAUGAAGAAUUGGGCCAGAUUUCGUACAUUUUUAGUGACAAAACUGGCACGUUGACGUGCAACGUGAUGGAAUUCCGCAAAUGUUCGAUCAAUGGCGUCAGUUAUGGCCUUGGCACGACGGAAAUUGGACGAGCGGCGCUGAAACGCAAGGGCCUCCCCGUGCCUGAAGUUCCCGUGUCGAAAUAUGGGGCGAAAGUGCCCUAUGUGAACUUUCACGACCCGAAAUUGCACCAGAAAUUGACCGACAUUCCGCUGAACAGCUCCACUAACGCUCUCACGAACGAAGCCGAAUUUUUCUUGCACUUGGCGAUUUGCCACACGGUGAUCCCAGAGCAAGCAACCGACAAGCACGGCGACGCGGUGCUCCGGUACUCUGCGUCGUCCCCGGACGAGCAGGCGCUGGUGUCGGCGGCCAAGUUCUUUGGGUUUGCAUUCGAGUCGCGGGGCUUGGGCGUGGCGCGCGUCCGCGUGACCAACAAAUCACUGCAGCAGGACCCGUCUGCGUCGAGCGAGUUGUGGGAGUUCAAAGUGCUGGACGUGCUCGAGUUCAACUCGGACCGGAAGCGCAUGAGUUGUGUGGUGCAAGACCCGAACGGGGCGUUCAUGUUGCUCACCAAGGGCGCGGACAACGUGAUCACUCCGCUGCUGGCCAACGACAACGACGCGGACGUGGUCGCGGCGACGCUGGAGCAGCUGCAGACGUUCGCCGACGACGGCCUCCGCACGCUCACAAUCGCCAAGAAGGUGAUUCCCACAGCGUACUACCACCAGUGGACCAAGCGGUACAAGGCCGCGUGCGCGUCGCUGGACCAGAUUGACAAGCGCAAGAAUGGCCACCCGAACGACAUUGACGCGUGCAUGGUCGAGAUGGAGCAAGAUCUGGUGCUGCUGGGCGCCACGGCCAUCGAAGACAAGCUCCAGGACAACGUUCCGCGCGCCAUCGCCCGCCUCAUGGAGGCCGGCAUGAAGGUGUGGGUGCUCACGGGGGACAAGCAGGAGACAGCAAUUAAUAUUGCGUACGCGUGCCAGCUCAUGGACAACGACAUGAUGCAGUACGUGUUCAACUUGGACGAGUACCCGGACCUGGCGUCGUUGCGCGCGAGUCUCGCCUUGUGUGUGGCCGACCUCGACCUGGAAAUCACGCGGCGGUCGCUUGUGAUCGACGGCGAUGCGCUCGAAAUGGUCAUGGCCGACACAGAUGAUGCGUGUGCCAUGUUUUUAAAAGUCGCCAUGGAAUGUGCGUCCGUCGUGUGCUGCCGCGUGUCGCCGUCUCAAAAGGCCGAAGUCGUGGGGCUUGUUCGGGCCAACAACGUCAAAGCUCGCACGCUCGCGAUUGGCGACGGCGCCAACGACGUGGCGAUGAUCCAGCGCGCCCAUGUUGGCGUCGGCAUCUGCGGCAUGGAAGGCAUGCAAGCGGUCAACUCGAGCGACUAUGCGAUCGGCCAAUUCUAUUUCCUAGAAAAGUUGCUGCUGCACCAUGGCCGAUUGAAUUACGUGCGCAUGUCCAAGUUGGUCGGGUACAUGUUUUACAAGAACAUCAUUUUGGUGUUGGCGCAAUACUUUUUCCUGUUUACAACUGGCUCGUCGGGCCAAAAAGAGUACUCGGAAGUAGCGUUCCAGCUGUAUAACUUGGCGUUUACGUCGCUGCCGAUUGGCGUGCUCGGCGUGUUCGACUACGACGUCCCGUGGGCGGUCGGCCAGCUGUACCCUGCCUUGUAUAAGGUGGGCAUAUCCGGCGACUUGUUCAACACACUCGUGUUGUUCAAGUGGAUUUGUGCGUCCAUCUUCGAAGCGGGGGUGAUCUUCGCAGUUGCCGUGUUUGGCUUCAACCAGCGGGAGCUCGGGGCUGGGAGUGGCGACCUGCAGCAGUACGGAAUCGUCCUCUUUGCUCUGGUCGUGCUCGUCGCCAAUUUCAAGAUCAUUUCGAUCCAACAAUCGUGGAUGUGUUGGGGCGGCGUUGCGUGGUGGUUGGGCGUGCUGGCGUAUAUCCCCCUGACGCUGUACGUCGAGUCGAAUUGGCUCUUUCUGUCCCAAGCCAACUAUGGCGCGACUCAAAAUACGCUGAACGGGCCGACGUUUUGGUUUGUGUUGCCGCUGACAAUUGUCACGUGUUUGCUGCGAAACUUUUCCUGGAAGGUGUUCCAGCGAUCGUUUUAUCCGUUUUUAUGGCAAGUGGUCCAAGAAAAACAUGUAUUGGGCAAAUCGCUUCACAACCCCGAGCGAUAUCCCAAUGUCAAGCUUGGAAACGACUUUGGAGGCGACUUGGAGGUCGCUUGGCUCGGUGACGGCAUGACUCUGCCCACCCUCAGUCAUCCCAGCGGCUCGCGAUAUAGCAACUCGUCGUCCAGGUCCGUGUCGAGAACCAACAGCGGGUUUGCCUUCAGCGCCGACCCUCACUCGUCCAUGGCGGAAGGGAUCAUGAUUACUCAACAGGAUGACGCGGCCAUGGCGGCGGCCCUGAAGGCGGGCGCGAGUCGCGUUCGACUCACCCGGCUGGACAGGCGGUCGUCAGAUUUUUCAACCGACCAGCAACACCCCACGGGGGUAUUUGUCUAGCAAAAGAAUGAAGUUUGUUGUAUUAUGAUUUUGCCACAA